Messenger RNA from Hemiscyllium ocellatum (epaulette shark), 1850 nucleotides. Its product is annotated as protein-serine O-palmitoleoyltransferase porcupine-like. Gene Ontology annotation, biological process: protein palmitoylation; Wnt protein secretion; canonical Wnt signaling pathway. Gene Ontology annotation, molecular function: Wnt-protein binding; palmitoleoyltransferase activity. Lineage: Eukaryota; Metazoa; Chordata; Chondrichthyes; Orectolobiformes; Hemiscylliidae. The transcript has 11 exons. Gene Ontology annotation, cellular component: membrane; endoplasmic reticulum. The annotation marks the transcript as partial. The record is from RefSeq and is a predicted model, not a curated record.
GCCUCCCUCCCUGGAUGAAGCACUUGCUGAUGGUGGCUGUGGGAUUUUACACCCUGCACCACUUCUUCCAGCUGCAGAUGGUCUGGGUGGUGUUGCUGAGCCUGAAGUGUUACAUCGUCCUGUUCCUGUGUCGCCACUCUCAGUAUAAAGGGGUCUUCCUGUCGGUCACCAUCCUCAUCUUCCUGCUCAUGGGGGAGAUGCACAUGGUGGACACCGUGAGCUGGCAUAAGAUGAGAGGAGCCCAGAUGAUCGUGGCCAUGAAGGCGAUCUCCCUGGGCUUUGACCUGGACCGGGGCACCAUCGCGGCGAUGCCUUCCCCAGUCGCAUUUAUGGGCUACAUCUACUUUGUUGGCACCGUUAUCUUCGGGCCUUGGAUAAGCUUUGGCAGCUACCAGCAGGCAGUGGAGGGUCGCCCCAUGACCCGCAGCUGGUUUGUGAAGGUGUUGGCGAGUUUGGGGAAGUCCCUGCUGUGUUUGGUCGUGUCCACGUGUGUGGCUCCGUAUCUCUUUCCCUACUUCAUCCCUGUCCAGGGGGAGCGGACUCUCAACAGGUGGUUACGAGCCUAUGAGAGUGCCACGUCGUUUCACUUCAGUAACUAUUUUGUGGGGUUCCUGUCUGAGACCACCGCUACACUGGCUGGGGCAGGAUUCACCCACCAACACGACAAACUCAAAUGGGACAUGGUAGUCUCCCAUCCUCUGAGUGUGGAGCUCCCUCGGUCGAUGGUGCAGGUGGUGACCAGCUGGAAUGUCCCAAUGUCUCGCUGGCUCAACUCGUAUGUCUUCACCAGCGCGCGGACCUUGGGCAAGUUCCCGGCCAUUCUCGUCACCUACGCUGCCAGUGCCUUGCUCCAUGGUCUCAGCUUUCACCUGGGUGCUGUGCUGUUGUCUCUGGGAUUCAUCACCUAUGUGGAACAUGAGCUGAGGAGGAAGCUGGCCGCUAUACUGAGUGCCUGUAUCCUUUCCAGGCGAUGCCCAUCGAGCUGUUCCCAUCGCAAUAAAUCGAAUGGUCUUGUCCACCUGAUGAACCUCCUGUUCGGAUUACUGAGUGUCUUCUACCUCACCUACCUGGGAUCGUUUUUUGACAUUGACGUUGAGGAGGAGGUGGAGGAAGAGGGCUACGGCAUGGCAUUCACCAUCCAGAAAUGGCAGGAGCUGGCGUGGGCCGGGCACUGGGUGACGCUGGGGCUGUGGGCAGUCUCCCGGACUCUGGGCUGAUGGACAGAGGGGGAUGCCCAGACCCAGGGCGUUGGCCUGAGGGAGGGGGCAGGGCUUGGGGGGGUGGGGAGGGGUUUCCCAGGAACGGGUGGAGGCUCCUGCUCUGACUGACACAAACACACACACACAAUCCCCCCUCCCCCCUCCAGACGCACCCCUUCCUCCUCCCCUCCCAGACCUGGGUGAUCUCAGUCUCUCCCCACCCCUCCCUCCACCUCCCCCUCCUUCCCUGGCACCACUAGCCCUGGUUUCCAGCGGUAACGUUCCCUGCUCCUUCCCCCCCCUACCUCCCGGAACACCUCCCCCUCCCCAUCCUGGGGGCGGACGUGGUGGGGUAGGAUUUAUCCAGCCACCUCCCUCACCCCAAACCCCUCGUCCCGUCUGGAUCAGCAGCAGCCUGGCUGUCGCUGAGGGACACAGGGACAGCACGAGGCCAUUGAGCCCCUCCGCCUCCAGCCUGUUACCCAGGAGCUACGUGCCCUGACAGAAACCCCCGAUCGAUCACUGAGCAAAUUGCUGUAAAGUUAGAAUGGACUGUCCGUCCCGUACUCCAACAUGAUCCUGUUCCCAACCCCCUCAUUGCUGAGCAUGCCUGGGGUAUGUGUACAGGGAAAUAUCAGACAUGUUUCUGUA